Carassius auratus (goldfish) is the source of this 4132-nucleotide messenger RNA. RefSeq names its product cleavage and polyadenylation specificity factor subunit 6-like. Gene Ontology annotation, molecular function: RNA binding. The coding region runs from base 7 to 1734 and encodes 575 amino acids. The transcript has 10 exons. The record is from RefSeq and is a predicted model, not a curated record. Lineage: Eukaryota; Metazoa; Chordata; Actinopteri; Cypriniformes; Cyprinidae.
CGUCGUAUGUUUUUUGGGCGGGAGUUCCUGGCUUCACGUAUCGGCGUCUCUUCUUCACGCGCAGCGCGGGCACCGAGGAGGAGGGGGACACAGACAAUGGCGGACGGUGUCGACCACAUCGAUAUUUACGCCGAUGUAGAAGAGGAAUUUAAUCAGGAGUCUGAUUAUCCUGUUCACGAGCAGAUUGACCUUUAUGAUGUCAGCUCACCAUCUGCCAACAACGGGGACGCACCUGAGGACCGAGAUUACCUGGACAACCUGCCUGCGCCGGGUGGAUCCGAGGGGAGCAAAGGAGCUCCGCCGAAUGUCGUCUUCACCUACACCGGCAAACGAAUCGCUCUGUACAUCGGCAAUCUCACAUGGUGGACCACGGAUGAAGAUUUGACCGAUGCUAUUCGCUCAGUAGGCAUCAAUGAUGUGCUGGAGAUCAAGUUUUUUGAGAAUCGAGCAAAUGGACAGUCCAAAGGGUUUGCUCUGGUCUGCGUGGGUUCAGACUCAUCGUCCAGGAAGCUGAUAGACCUGCUGUCCAAACGAGAGCUGCACGGACAAAACCCAAUCGUCACUCCUUGCAACAAACAGUCGCUCAGCCAGUUUGAGAUGCAGUCGCGAAAAAGCAUACAGUCCGGGCAGAUGUCCGGAGAGGGGAAGGCCGGGCCUCCAGGCUCAGGAUCUCGCAGUGGAUUUCCUCCUGGCAAGAAUCGCGGGCGCUUUCCCACCCCUCCUGGCCCGGGAGGAGACCGCUUCCCUGGAUCAGGUGGACCUGGUGGACCUCCACCACACUUCCAAGGUAUGCAAGGCCCGCCGCGUCCCCCCUCAGGCCCACCUGGGCCUCCAGGACCCCCCGGCCCCCCUCUACCUGGGCAAGGUCUGCUGCCGCCCCUCGGAGGUCCUCCUAAUAGAGGAGACCGUCCUCCUCCACCCGUCAUGUUUCCUGGUCAGUUUGGUCAGCCUCCUAUGGGUCCGAUGCCUCCUGGGCCGCCCCCACCUGGAUACGGGCCUCCUCCAGGCCCCCUUCCACCUCAGCAGGGUCUGCCCCCUCCGGGACCCUUUCCUCUCCGUCCACCUGGGCCCUUAGGACCCCCGCUUGGCCUCGCACCUCCACCUCACAUGCAGGGACCCCCUCCUGGAGGUCCACCACCGGCCCCUCACGUCAACCCGGCCUUCUUCCCACCGCCUGGAAACAACAACAUGCCCUCGUCCGACAGCAGGGGCCCACCGCCGGGUGACAUGUACGGCCGCCCCCCUCCAUACGACAGAGACUUUGGCCCUGGUGGCAGGGACAUGGAUUCGUCUCGCGCUCCUCUGAGUGAAGCUGAGUUUGAGGAGAUCAUGAAUCGUAACAGAGCGAUAUCCAGCAGUGCUAUCUCGAGGGCAGUGUCCGAUGCGAGUGCAGCUGAUUACGGCAGUGCUAUAGAGACUCUGGUGACCGCCAUCUCUCUGAUCAAGCAGUCAAAGGUUUCUGCUGAUGACCGCUGCAAAGUCCUCAUCAGCUCACUGCAGGACUGCUUGCAUGGAAUAGAGUCCAAAUCCUACGGCUCUGCAUUGAAACGGGAACGGUCCAGGGAGAGGGACCACAGUCGCUCUCGUGAGAAGCAUCGCCGCAAGUCUCGGAGCCGAGACCGACACGAGGACUAUUACAGAGAGCGCAGCCGUGAGAGAGACCGUCAUCGUGAGCGAGACCGCGAACGUGACCGCGAGAGAGACCGAGAACGUGAGCGGGAGUAUCGCCGUUAGUUGGAGAAGAGAUCGGGAUCACAGGUACGUGAUCAGAAAAGGUGAGUCCCUCAACCUAUAAUGUAAUCAAGUACUGUCAUUGUAAUUUUUUUUCUCCUACAGCUAAUUUUUUUUUAUUUUAUUUUUUUAUACACGAAUGUAGUGUGAUCGGAGUACUUUGAUCCUUAAAACUUGUGUACCUGGUCUUGAAGCCGUUUAAUGUGCAAUAUCAGCUCCUGCAAACUUAAACUGUCCCACAGUUGAUGAUCUCUAGUUUGUCUUUGAAUGGAUUUUGUGUGUAUUUCAAAAGUAUAUGUGCUUUUGCAUUUAAACUGCACUUAUUUGUCCAUUUAACUGAGAUUUGCUGCUACUUUUGACACUAUGCCAAUGUCAAACAACACCCACCCCCCCUUUAUUGUGCCUAAUUGAACAUUUGUUUGCCAAAAAAAUGAAAUUCAGGAUGUUUCAUGCCUUUAGAAUUGCGAUUAUGAAAUCUAAAUUCAACAUGUGACCAUAAAUGUAUAGAAAAUUGGUUAAAGUUGGUUGAGUUUGAGAAAAUGAAUGUAUUGAAAAGAGCCAAAUGGUUUCUCCGGUUGUGCGCUGACAUUCCUGCAGGCAGCUUUGAUGUUGACUAUGGUUGUCCUAGUUCUGGUUCAGUACCUCAGUGAUUUGUUGUGAAAAGCAAAUGAAUGGAGUCAAAUUGAUCUGCUUUGGCAUUUAAAAACGUGAAGCUUGUAGUCUGUCAGUUUGAGGUGUCAUGGUGUAGACAAAUUACAUUUUAAAUGUUGAGCACAUCUGUACAGUAUAAUUGAAAAAAAACAAAGCAUUAUGAAUGUCCUUUGUCAGAACAAGCUAAAUGUAUUUUCACUGUCAAGGGUCAUUUUAUGCAUCCUAGUAUUUCAGUCACAUUUGCAGGUUUUUAAUAGCUAGUCAAAUUGACAUUUUCUCAGUUCAUAUCGUUAUUCAUUUAUUUUCCAUGUUUGUUAAUGUUACGUCCUCUUAGAUGCUGCAAAUGUAGCAGUUCUUCACCAUUUUUAAUGUUUCUUAAAAUGUAAAAUAAAAGUAGAACUACGGUGUCAUAGUUACACCAAUUAUGCAUUAAAUUUUUAUCUGCUCCAUUAAUGCUUAAUGAAUGAAGAACUGCUAUAUUGCUUUUCCAGGGGUUAUAUUUUUAGCAUUUUUAUGCUUUUUUGUUUCUUAUUCUCUAGGUAAACACCCAUGUUUGUGAUUAUUUUAGUUUGAUUUAAUAUGCAACAGAUACUUAAUAAAUAUUUUCACAAUCAGUAUUUAAAUGAAUGCAGCACAUGUCCUCAGUUCAAACCCUGUUGGUCUGAUUUUAGAAACUCAUUACUGUCUAACCUGUUGCUUCAUGGCUCUGCUGUGUGAUGUUUCCUACAGGCUAAAUUUGUACGUAAAUGUAAAUUUGUACAUAAUUUGUAUGUAAAUGCUGAGGACACUGUAAUAUCAUGUGUGAUGCAUUAUGAGUGACCCCCACAUAUGCUAGAUUUAGAUGCAAAAGAAAAUGCUAAACAGUUAAACUAAAAUGGCAACUCGGGUUUAGCAAAUAGAUUGUAAAUGCACAACUGCAUUGUUCAUUUUGUUGAAUGUAAUUCUGAUAGCCUCCAAAUUGUUGUUCUGGCCUCCACAUAUCAAAAAAAUUGCCAAUUAUUCAGGUGUUUUAAGUUUUUCUCUCUUCUCAACUGUACAACCUAGAAUUGUAGCAACACCAUUCAGAGAAAGUCAGCAAUGCACAAUUUGCAUUUUGGUGUGUUCCGCUGUUAUUAAUUCAGAAAUCAUGUUGCACUUUUAAAUACGUGUUUUUAGUCUAAAGUAUGCAUUAGGUUCGAGGUUUUGAAUAGAGAGUUUAAGCACUGCAAACUUAAAGGAAUUGAAAGCAUUUGCUCCAAGCGUAGGACCCUGUUUCAGGGGAUUUAUUGGGAUUUUUGGAUGUAGUGCCUAUAUGUCUGGAGUUCAUCUGCAGAAAUGACUGUGUUCCUAGGUUACUUGUGUAGGUUUUUCUGAAGUAAUGGUCCUGACGUGGUAAUAAAUCACACCCCUUUUCCUCUGUUUACUAUUGUGCUUUAUAAGAUUGUCACAGGAUUGGACAAACUUGUGUUUCUGGGAUCAUUAUCGUUAAUUGUAAUUCCAAACACUAACUACAGUGCAAGAAUUUCCAUGUGUUCAUGUCUAUCUUGCUAAUUAUUUAUUGUAUUAAAAUGGGCGGAAAUACCCUUGAAUGACUAAAGACACAAACUAAUGGUUUAAUAGGAAAUUGCAUCUUUUGUACGUUCUAUUUUUUUGUUGAUUUUUUUCCUGACCAACAGAAGGGCAAAGUUUGACUAGUCUCUGAAUUUUGUCCAACCCUGUGUACUUUAUCUCCAGUGUCCAGUGAAUCACUAGAAUCAAGCAAUUUGGUACA